GCCCGGGGGCUCCGCAUGCUGCAGCUGCCCCCGGGCGCCCCCGCCGCCGCGAGCCGCGGAGCCGCGCGGAGCCGAGCCCGCGAGCUAACCCGAGCCAGUGGCCCGGAGCCAGCCGGCGGGCGUCCCGGAGGCGGCGGCGCAGGGAGGGGCCCGGCGCGCGCGCACGUGGCCCCGGCCGCCGCCAUGGCGGACAGCGGCCCCGCGGGGGGCGCGGCGGUGGCGGCUCCGGCCCCCGGACCGGGCAGCGGCGGCCCAGGGCCCCGCGUCUACUUCCAGAGCCCCCCUGGGGCCGCCGGCGAGGGCCCGGGCGGCGCGGACGACGAGGGCCCCGUGCGGCGCCAAGGAAAGGUCACCGUGAAGUACGACCGCAAGGAGCUCCGCAAGCGCCUCAACCUGGAGGAGUGGAUCCUGGAGCAGCUCACGCGGCUCUACGACUGCCAGGAGGAGGAGAUCCCAGAGCUGGAGAUCGACGUGGACGAGCUCCUGGACAUGGAGAGUGACGAGACCCGAGCGGCCAGGGUCAAGGAGCUGCUGGUCGACUGUUACAAACCCACCGAGGCCUUCAUCUCUGGCCUGCUGGACAAGAUCCGGGGCAUGCAGAAGCUGAGCACACCCCAGAAGAAGUGACGCUCCCCGACCCGGGCGAACGGUGGCUCCCACGACAAUCGCUGCCCCCGACCUCGUAGCAACAGCAAUACCGGGACCCUGCGGCCAGGCCUGGCGCCAUGAGCAGGGCUCCCCGUGCCCCUGGCCCAGGGGCCUCCUCCCAACCCCUCGGUUUUCCAUUUUUGGGGUUUUUUAUUGUUAUUAUGCUGACGGGACUUUUUGUGUUUUUAUAUCGACGCUGCGGCGCGGGCCCUUUAAUAAAGCUAGGGUAAGCCUUUGGUGCAA
Messenger RNA from Oryctolagus cuniculus (rabbit), 891 nucleotides. It is a transcript of the gene PPP1R14B, whose product is annotated as protein phosphatase 1 regulatory inhibitor subunit 14B. Gene Ontology annotation, biological process: innate immune response; regulation of phosphorylation. The record is from RefSeq and is a predicted model, not a curated record. Gene Ontology annotation, molecular function: protein serine/threonine phosphatase inhibitor activity. Lineage: Eukaryota; Metazoa; Chordata; Mammalia; Lagomorpha; Leporidae. Gene Ontology annotation, cellular component: cytoplasm.